Puccinia triticina is the source of this 327-nucleotide messenger RNA. RefSeq lists its product as uncharacterized. Bases 1 to 327 code for a protein of 108 amino acids. NCBI's taxonomy places the organism in Eukaryota, Fungi, Basidiomycota, Pucciniomycetes, Pucciniales, Pucciniaceae. The transcript has 2 exons. The record is from RefSeq and is a predicted model, not a curated record.
AUGGCCCCGCCCUACUCCACCCUGCCCAACACCCGCCCCAGAAUAUCAUCGCCCCUCACCUGCGAGCUGACGUUCGCCCGCCAGCCAGACCACCUCCUCAUCGGCCACCCUAAUAAUGCCCAGCAGCAGCCCCAGCCUGGCCAGCCAACCCGCACCCUGCUCCUCUGCUCGGCUAUCGACGCCCUCCUCUUCAUCCACCUCGCUCUCCAGGCCUCCCGCGCGAGCAACAUCACCAAGCCCUCGUCGACCCACCAACCCAGGAAACCCACCUCCUCGUUCAGGCAAUCCAACAAGGCUCGCUACCAACACCUCAUGAACCCCUUCUAG